Anopheles stephensi (Asian malaria mosquito) is the source of this 707-nucleotide messenger RNA. RefSeq names its product 60S ribosomal protein L37a (gene RpL37A). Lineage: Eukaryota; Metazoa; Arthropoda; Insecta; Diptera; Culicidae. Gene Ontology annotation, cellular component: ribosome. The coding region runs from base 155 to 424 and encodes 89 amino acids. The record is from RefSeq and is a predicted model, not a curated record. The transcript is spliced from 3 exons. Gene Ontology annotation, biological process: translation. Gene Ontology annotation, molecular function: structural constituent of ribosome.
AGUACGCAGCCAAAAUGUCAGUGACAGAAUAGCAACUUCCGCUUGUUGACAUUCAGCCUGUCUCCUUCUUUUUGUCCCUAUCCGAUUGCGGAGAGUGCACACAUUUUGUGCCAGGUUUUUAAAACUGCAAAAGAUCGGAUAAUUUACCACUAAAAUGGCCAAGCGUACCAGGAAGGUUGGAAUCGUCGGUAAAUACGGUACCCGAUAUGGUGCUUCGCUGCGUAAGAUGGUGAAGAAGAUGGAAAUCACCCAGCACGCCAAGUACACCUGCACGUUCUGUGGCAAGGAUGCCAUGAAGCGUACCUGCGUAGGCAUCUGGUCCUGCAAGCGAUGCAAUCGUGUCGUUGCCGGCGGUGCCUGGGUGUACUCGACCACGGCCGCCGCUUCGGUGCGAUCAGCUGUCCGACGUCUGCGUGAAAUGUAAAAAGCCUUGACACAGAAUCCGAGAUAGCGAAAUGAUGCUUGUCGGGACUGGGCGCAGCGGUGGUGAUGGGGCUAUAAAACGUGGGAAGUGGGUGUGUAUGGUGUAUGUUCCAUCAUACGUUUGUUAUUUUGGAAAUCCACCAUCGUCUGCACCACCUCCGUGAAAUGGUUUUCUGUUAUCCGCAAGCUUGCCGCGAGAAUCAGAUCGUCUUGUGUUAAUAAAAGCGGUGUGGUUCUGUAAAGAACGAACGGUAUGGAUGGAAACGGUUCGGAAGGAAACAAUG